AUGUCCACCACUACUGUUACUGAGACCAUCGCCGCUCCUGCGCAGAGCCUUCGCAUGCGCGUCGACGGCACGGACCCCAAAUUCGGCGAUUUCAGAGAUGACCUUGCCCGUGACGGCUACGCAGUUGUCAAGGGCGCCAUACCCCGUGACCGGGCUUUGAAAUAUGCUGAUGAUAUGUAUUCGUGGCUAGAGGGCUUUAAACUUGGCUACGACCGCAAGGAUCCUCAGAGUGUUCACAAGGAUAAACUUCCUGUGAUCAAUGAGAAGGGCAUGUGCUUGCAAUAUGCUGUCGCACAUGAGAAAUUUACCUGGGAUGUUCGCUCCGAACCCGGCGUAGUUGAGGCAUUCGAAAAAGUCUACGAUGACAAAGAUCUCAUUGUUUCUUUCGAUGCAGUUAAUUUUGGAUUCCCCAACCGUACCGACCUCCCUGCCAACAAGCCAUGGCCACAUCAGGACCAGGACCCUUCCAAGCCCGGCUUCCGUUGCCUUCAAGGCUUGGUCAACCUCCUUCCCAACGGUCCCAAUGACGGUGGUCUCAUUGUCUGCCCCGGCGCCCAUCUCCUCUCUGAAGAAUUUCACCGUGACAUGGCCGACGAAGAGCGCAUUCCCGCCUGGACACCUGAAUGGUACGGAUACACCGAGCGAGGAAUGAAGUGGCUCGAAGACCACGGAUGCAAGUGGAAGAAAGUCUGUGCUGAGCCCGGUGAUCUUCUCAUCUGGGACUCUCGCACCCCUCACUAUAACCUCAGCCCUAAGGGUGAGACCCCCCGUUUCUGUAUUUACACUUGCUAUAUGCCCGUCGCGGAUGCCACACAGGAGGACCUGCAGCGCAAGAAGGAGGCAUUCGAGAAGCGAUUGGGAACUACUCACUGGCCUAACGCAAAGCACACUGGUUCCAACAUUGCUAAACGUGAUGGUCAGGAAUGUACCAGCAAUCGCUUCGAGCCGGUUAAUGGAGUCGAUCUUGGCGAGCGAGCUUUCAAGCUUACAGGCAUUCCUUAUAUCAAGGCCCAAGCUUAG
This is a messenger RNA of Talaromyces amestolkiae, 1020 nucleotides long. RefSeq lists its product as uncharacterized. Lineage: Eukaryota; Fungi; Ascomycota; Eurotiomycetes; Eurotiales; Trichocomaceae. The transcript is spliced from 3 exons. The coding region runs from base 1 to 1020 and encodes 339 amino acids. The record is from RefSeq and is a predicted model, not a curated record.